GACAAUAGAACAGCAAAAUUUUAAAAUUCUAUUUUCUUUUUAAAUGCAUCCUUCCUUACAAAAGCAAUCGGGUAUUAGAGACCCGACUUCCAUUUGAAGCUACAACCGCCACUUCCUCUCCUUAGCAGGGUUUUACCACUAUCAUUCCCAAAAACCCUAAUUUUAAUUCUAGUUCUAUUCCAUUUCCUUCUCAUUUUAAUUUCGCAAGACCCUAAUCAUUACCCAGAACCAAAAGAAACCUCUGAUCCUUUCUCAUCUCACAAUUAAACACAUUAUGCAACUCUAGAAGCAUCACGCCUAAGAAAAAGAAAACUUCACUAGUUUCCACAAUGACCAAAGUUUACGGCACCGGCGCAUACGAUUUCAAGCGCCAUAGGGUAGCCGAGUACCCGGUCGAGUCACAAGCCCUAUCCAGUGAUAACAAACCCGGUUCAACUCUUCCAAACUCAAUAACCCUAUCGGAGAUCCAACGCGACCGAUUAACGAAGAUUGCAGCCGCCAAUUGGCUAAAGACAGGUGGCAGCGGCACAGAGUCUGAAGGGUUUGAUCCUGAUGUGGUUAAGCAGAUAUAUGAAACGGAAUUGAAAGUGAAAGAAGGACGAAAGCCAGUGCCUUUACAGAGAGUAAUGAUUUUGGAAGUUAGCCAGUAUUUGGAGAAUUAUCUGUGGCCUAAUUUUGAUCCUGAAACGGCGUCAUUUGAGCAUGUUAUGUCCAUGAUUCUCAUGAUCAAUGAAAAGUUUCGAGAGAAUGUUGCAGCUUGGUUAUGCUUUUAUGAUAGGAAAGAUGUUUUCAGAGGAUUUUUGGAGAGGGUUCUUAAACUCAAGGAGGGGAGAGAGUUGAGUAUAGCGGAGAAGAUAAAUUACCUAGUGUUUAUGAUUAAUGCCUUUCAGAGUUUGGAAGAUGAAAUUGUGAGCGAGACAGUCCUGAAGUUAGGAGGUUUACAGUCAUGGCACAGUUUGUCAUAUGGUCGAUUUCAGAUGGAGCUUUGUCUUAACCCAGAUUUGGUUAAGAAAUGGAAAAGGAUGAUCAAGAAGGAAGCUAAGGAGGCGAUGAAACGAGGAGAGCCUUUUGACCCUUUAACUGCUCUUGAAGUGAAAUUCUUGAGAAAUCUUGUUGAAGAGUUUCUUGAUGUGCUCGAUUUCCAGGUUUUUCCCCACAGAAAUUCGGUUGAUGGAGAUGAUGGAUUACAUGUUGGUUUUGAUGAAGUUGACGAUGCUGCAAUCCUGUACUGUGAGAGGUUCAUGGAAUUUCUUAUUGAUCUGUUGAGCCAACUGCCAACUAGGAGGUACCUAAGGCCUCUUGUGGCUGAUGUAGCUGUUGUUGCAAAAUGCCAUUUAAGUGCUCUUUACAGACAUGAAAAGGGGAAGCUAUUUGCGCAAUUGGUUGAUUUACUGCAGUUUUAUGAAAGAUUUGAGAUUAAUGAUCAUGUGGGAACACAAUUGACUGAUGAUGAGGUCCUCCAGUCUCACUAUGAUCGUUUUCAAGCUUUCCAGCUUCUUGCAUUUAAGACGAUGCCCAAGUUGCGAGAACUUGCAUUGUCUAAUAUUGGUGCAAUUAACAAGCGAGCUGAUCUGUCCAAGAAAUUGUCUGUGCUAUCUCCAGAAGAGUUAAAGGACUUGGUUUGUUGCAAGCUCAAAUUGGUUUCCGCAGAAGAUCCUUGGUCUGAAAGAGUUGAUUUUCUUAUUGAAGUAAUGGUCUCCUUCUUUGAAAAGCAGCAGUCUCAAAAGGAAGCUAUCAAUGCUCUACCACUUUAUCCAAAUGAGCAGAUAAUGUGGGAUGAGAGCCUGGUACCAAGCAUUAAUUAUUCCGGUGAAGGUUGUCUGGCACUUCCGAAACUCAAUCUGCAAUUUUUAACACUCCAUGAUUAUCUUCUGAGAAACUUCAAUCUCUUUCGGCUUGAAUCAAUGUAUGAGAUCCGUGAGGAUAUUCAGGAAGCUGUUCCGCACCUUCUUGCUUAUGUUAAUAAUGAAGGAGAAACUGCGUUUCGUGGUUGGUCAAGAAUGGCUGUGCCGAUAAAACAAUUUAAGGUCACUGAGGUCAAACAGCCAAAUAUUGGUGAAGUCAAACCAUCAUCUGUCACAGCAGAAGUUACUUUUAGCAUUUCCAGUUAUAAAGCACAAAUAAGAUCAGAGUGGAAUGCCCUUAAGGAGCAUGAUGUUUUAUUUCUACUCUCAAUUCGUCCUUCAUUUGAGCCUCUUAGUGCCGAGGAAGCAGGAAAGGCUACUGUACCUCAGAGGCUUGGUCUUCAGUACGUACGGGGAUGUGAAAUUAUUGAGAUUCGUGAUGAGGAGGGAACACUCAUGAAUGAUUUCACUGGAAGAAUUAAACGGGACGAGUGGAAACCACCAAAAGGAGAACUGAGAACAGUGACUGUUGCUCUGGAUACAGCACAGUACCAUAUGGACAUAACUGGUAUAGCAGAGAAAGGUGCAGAAGAUGUUUAUGGGACAUUUAAUGUGCUGAUGAGGAGGAAACCUAAGGAAAAUAACUUCAAAGCGAUUUUGGAAUCUAUAAGAGAUCUCAUGAAUGAAUACUGUAUUGUUCCUGAUUGGUUGCACAACAUAUUUUUGGGCUAUGGGAAUCCUUCUGCAGCACAAUGGAUUAAUAUGCCUGAUCUUCUUGAAACUGUAGAUUUCAAGGAUACAUUCCUUGAUGCUGAUCAUUUGAAGGAGAGUUUUCUAGAUUACCAGGUUCGUUUCGUAAAUCCAGAUGGUACGGAAUGCUUACAUCCAAGGCCUCCCUUUCGAAUUAGCCUUCCUAGGACGCUGAAAGGCAACACUCAUGCACUUCCAGGGAAUAAGAAAGUAGCUACUGAUUCACUGAAUGAUGUCAACAUGGAGGAUGCCAAUAGUGAGAAAGAAAAACUUAUUGUUGAGGCAUAUAUUCCUCCUGACCCAGGUCCAUAUCCCCAAGAUCAGCCAAAACAGAACUCAGUCAAAUUCACACCCACUCAGAUUGGAGCAAUCAUAUCUGGUAUCCAGCCAGGACUAACCAUGGUUGUUGGACCACCUGGUACGGGAAAGACUGAUACGGCUGUGCAAGUCUUGAAUGUUCUCUAUCACAAUUGUACUUCACAGAGAACACUAAUAAUAACCCAUUCAAAUCAGGCUUUAAAUGACCUUUUUGAGAAGAUAAUGCAGAGAGAUGUGCCUGCACGAUAUCUUCUUCGACUGGGUCAAGGUGAACAAGAACUGGCAACUGAUCUCGACUUCAGCAGGCAAGGUCGUGUCAAUGCAAUGCUUGUUCGGCGGUUGGAAUUGCUCGGCGAAGUGGAGAGGCUUGCAAGAUCUCUCCAGCUUCCUGAAGAUGUAGGUUAUACUUGUGAAACUGCUGGGUACUUUUGGUUGCUUCAUGUAUACUCGCGCUGGGAACAAUUUCUUGCUGCUUGUGCGGAUAAUGAAGAUAAACCAACAUUUGUUCAGGACCGUUUCCCUUUUAAGGAGUUCUUUUCGAACUCACCUAAGCCAGUUUUUACUGGUCAGUCAUUUGAGAAAGACAUGCGGGCAGCGAAGGGGUGCUUUCGUCACCUCAAGACUAUGUUUCAAGAACUAGAAGAGUGUAGGGCAUUUGAGUUGCUCAAAUCAACUGCUGAUCGAGCAAAUUAUCUCAUGACCAAGCAAGCAAAGAUAGUAGCAAUGACUUGCACUCAUGCAGCACUGAAAAGGAAGGACUUUCUUCAGUUAGGUUUCAAGUAUGAUAACUUGUUGAUGGAAGAAAGUGCACAAAUUUUGGAGAUUGAAACUUUCAUCCCAAUGUUGCUACAGAGACAGGAAGAUGGCUAUGCGCGGCUAAAACGCUGUAUACUGAUUGGCGAUCAUCACCAGUUACCUCCUGUUGUGAAGAAUAUGGCUUUUCAGAAAUACAGCCACAUGGAUCAGAGCUUGUUUACCAGGUUUGUUCGUCUGGGUAUUCCUUAUAUUGAGCUGAAUGCCCAAGGUAGAGCCAGGCCAAGCAUAGCCAAACUUUAUAAUUGGAGGUACCGAGAUUUGGGAGACCUUUCAUAUGUGAAGGAUGGGGCCAUCUUCCAUAGAGCAAAUUCUGGAUUCUCAUAUGAAUAUCAGUUAGUGGAUGUGCCUGACUACCAUGGCAGAGGUGAGUCUGCCCCUUCUCCUUGGUUCUACCAGAAUGAGGGAGAGGCUGAAUAUGUUGUUAGUGUCUAUAUCUAUAUGCGGUUAUUAGGAUAUCCUGCAAACAAGAUAUCUAUCUUGACAACUUACAACGGCCAGAAGCUUCUGAUCCGCGAUGUUAUUAAUAGACGAUGUGUUCCGUAUGACUUCAUUGGUCCACCUAGUAAGGUUGCAACAGUGGAUAAGUUUCAAGGGCAGCAGAAUGAUUUUAUUUUGCUUUCUCUUGUGCGUACUCGCUUUGUGGGUCACCUACGUGAUGUUAGAAGAUUGGUUGUUGCCAUGUCUCGUGCCCGACUGGGGCUUUAUGUGUUCUGCCGCCGUUCUCUUUUUGAACAAUGCUAUGAAUUGCAACCUACAUUUCAACUUUUGCUUCAGAGGCCUGACCACCUUGCACUGAAUCUGAACGAGGUUUUGCCGUACACAGAACGUCCUGUGGAAGAUAUUGGACACCCUUAUCUUGUUAGCAGUGUUGAGGAAAUGGGCCAAAUUGUGACUGAUAAAAUGAAUCAAAUGUAUCAGGCAAGGUUGAAUUAUCAGUUUGAGCAGAUGGCUUAUUCCUCCAAUGUGGUUGCCCCUGCAAAUGGUGCAGUGGAUGAAAAACCGCUUGAAGGUGAAUCAGAGGAAGCUAAAGAGAGCAAGUCAGAGGAAGCUAAAGAGAUGGAUGGUAUUGAAAUUGAUCAAAAUGGGGAUUUGCCUUGUCAGGGCCAGCGAAAUGGGGAAAAAGAUACAGAAAUCUGUCCAAAUGAUAAGAACAGCAAGCCGUCAGAAAGCACAAAUGAGGAAACACGGAUGCAGGAAUAAUUUAAUCUGUUAGUGCCUGACAGGUGAAUUGGUCAAGUGCAGAACCCUAAUUGUGGAGACUUUUCUAACUUGUAAGCAUUGCUGUGAUCAGGUAGUAAAGGAGAACAUUGGUAGACAAAAGUACAAAGAACUAGCUUUGCCGCAGCAUCUUGUGGUGCAAGGGAGAGAUACUUAAGUUAGGGCACAUGUUUUCAUAUGUAUAGUUCUGAAUUUGUUGGUAGAGAAAAGGAAAAAGGAAAAGAAAAGAUCUAGUAUCAGUAGAGGAAGCGGGUGAUGUUCAGAUGAGCAAAUUGCCUUGCCAUACAGGAAAAUUCUGUAAUCUGGUAAAUUUUGUUUAACAAUUGUAGCUUGAUGAGAUAUUCUGUAUUAAUUCCAACACGUUUCUUUUUCUUGGGA
Messenger RNA from Ricinus communis (castor bean), 5324 nucleotides. RefSeq names its product RNA helicase aquarius. The record is from RefSeq and is a predicted model, not a curated record. Gene Ontology annotation, cellular component: catalytic step 2 spliceosome. The coding region runs from base 330 to 4928 and encodes 1532 amino acids. The transcript is spliced from 14 exons. Gene Ontology annotation, biological process: mRNA splicing, via spliceosome. Gene Ontology annotation, molecular function: helicase activity; mRNA binding. Lineage: Eukaryota; Viridiplantae; Streptophyta; Magnoliopsida; Malpighiales; Euphorbiaceae.